CCGGCCGAGGCAGCGCGGGGGGCGGCGGCGGUCCCUUCGGGCGCGCAGUGCCUGGGCGCCGUGUGCUACGGCUUGUUCUGGGGGGCGCGCAGCUUCGCGCAGGCCAGCGAGGGGUGCGCGGCGGGCGGCGGGCACCUGAUGACGGUGCGCUCGACGGUGGCGGCCGAGGCGGCGGCGGUGCUGCUGGGCGGCCGCGCGGGCGGCGCGUGGCUGGGCCUGCGGCUGCCCGACGGCUCGUCGUGCGUGGAGCCGGCCAAGCAGCUGCGCGGCUUCCUCUGGGUGACGGGCGACGAGCGCACGGACUACGAGGCCUGGGCGGAGGCGGCGGCGCCGGCGUGCGGCCCCCGGUGCGCGCUGCUGACCGAGCGGCUGAGCUGGGAGGAGCGCGCCUGCGACGCCGCCGCCGCCGCCGCCGGCUUCCUCUGCGAGUACAGCUACCCCGCCGGCACGUGCGGCCCGCUGGCGCUCCCCUCGCCCGCGCCCGCCGUCUCCUACCUGACGCCCUUCGGCGCCCGCGAGAGCGAGCUGCUGGCCGCCCCGCCGGGCACGGCGGCCGAGGUGGCCGGCCUGGACGCCCGCCUGGAGUGCGGCGCGCCCGGGGGCGGCCCGGCGCGGUGGGGCUCGGCGGCGCCCGGCGCCUGGGACUGCCGGCUGGAGAACGGCGGCUGCCAGCAGCACUGCGUGGCCUCGGCCGGCGCCCCCCUCUGCAUGUGCAGCGUGGGCUACGCGCUGGGCGCCGACGGGCGGAGCUGCCUGGACGUGGACGACUGCCGGGCCGAGCCGAGCCCUUGCGAGCAGGAGUGCGUGAACACCCAGGGCGGCUUCGAGUGCCGCUGCUAUGAAGCCUAUGAGCUGGUCGAGGGCAGGUGCCUGCUGAGAAAUCGCAAGUGCGAGGAGUUAAUGUGCGAGCACGAAUGCGCAGAUGUCGAGGGAGAGUAUGGGUGCAUCUGCUCUGAAGGCUAUGUGCCCCAUCCCCAAAUGCCGAAUAGGUGUGUGAUGUUCUGCAAUGAGACCAGCUGCCCAGCUGAGUGCGACCCCCACACCGGGGACACCUGCUACUGUGCAGAUGGCUUUAUCUUGCAAGACGACCCAGAUGGGACAAAGGUCUGCGUGGAUAUUGAUGAGUGUGAUUCUGGAAGUUGCCAGAAACUGGAGUGCAUUAACGUGCCAGGCAGCUAUAUGUGUCUCUGUCCAGGUGGGCAGUUGUGCAAGGAACCACCAGAUGAAACAGAGUACUCUGGUGAUGCUGAACCUUAUUCCACACCCUCAGUUCCCUCCUUUAUCCCACCCAAGGAGGAAGAUGCUGGCAGAAGCCAUGGGGUAUUGAUUGCUAUCAUUGUUAGUACCACAUUGAUGGUUAUAGCGUUAGUAGCGAUUUUGUGCUACUUGGUGAAAAAACACUGCACUUUACCCACCGUGAUGGAUUACAAAUGCCAACAACCCGAGACUGGGGUGCCAUUGCAGCAAGUAGUCACCCCAAACAGCGCCUCUUCCUGACGGAAAAUGUGGACCUUCACAUGUGGAGGGAAAGAAGUGGGAAUGGGGGAGAGCUAAAUUAUUUGAAUACUGGAUGGGAAAUGCCUGUGAAUUCCCCUCGGAACCGCUGUGCAAACACCGCUUCUUGAGAGUGGUCCUACAAAUGCCAUGCAUUGAGGUCAAUGUCAGUGUGUGACACUUUCCUGUACAUGAAUCCCAAGGCAAGAGAGAAGGGGCAGCAGGAGGGCGCCUGGACUGCAUUCAGCGCUAGGACUUCUGCUCCAUCUGCUUUUACUCCAGAUGCAGCAUUCAUGAUUUCUUUUUCUCUCUCAACCAGACAUGAAACUAACGGUGCCUUUCUUAUAAAAAUGACUUUUUGUUAGUUUUGAAAACUUGGUUACCUAAAAUAAAAAAUAAUAAAAAGGGGCUGUAUUUUA
Messenger RNA from Podarcis muralis (Common wall lizard), 1913 nucleotides. It is a transcript of the gene THBD, whose product is annotated as thrombomodulin. Gene Ontology annotation, cellular component: membrane; cytoplasm. NCBI's taxonomy places the organism in Eukaryota, Metazoa, Chordata, Lepidosauria, Squamata, Lacertidae. Gene Ontology annotation, molecular function: calcium ion binding; transmembrane signaling receptor activity. The record is from RefSeq and is a predicted model, not a curated record. Gene Ontology annotation, biological process: positive regulation of axonogenesis.